CUGGGUGUGAGUGAGCGCCCUCUAGUGGAGCUGCUGACACGCUGUCCUGCAGAGCUUCUGUCUGUUUCUAACCAUCAGCAUUUCAAGACGUCUAUGGUCCAACGUUGAGCAGAGACCAUGUGGUGUUUGGAGCUGCUCUUACCACUGCUGUUGAUCAUUAAUGAUGCCAGCUGCCAGUGGAACGUUUGGGUACCUCGGGACAUCUCGGCCAUGACCAACUCCUGUGUGGUCAUUCCAUGCACCUUCAUGUAUCCGUCUGGUAUCAGGCCGUACCGUGGCACUCACGGUAUCUGGUACUUUGGCCAGCCGUACCCUCAACUCUUCCCUCCCGUUGUCUUCAAAUCACGCACAGACGUUGUGCACGAGAGCUACAAGGGCCGCACCAAGCUCCUGGGUGACCUGCACCAGAGAAACUGCACUCUGCUCAUCAACAACAUUGGUACAGAGCACUCAGGGAGAUACUACUUUCGUGCUGACCUUGGUGGAGCCAACAUGUAUACGUACCCAGACUUCUCUGAGCUCAAAGUUCUGGAUCAACCCAACAUCGAUGUCCCGGAGGAGAUUGUCAGCGAUGAGAGUUUGGAGCUGACGUGCUACGCUCCAGACAACUGCCCCGACAUGACUCCAGAGAUCCAGUGGAUGUACACCGACUACCUGCCUGACCCAGAGUUCAGUGCUGACUACCUGGAGGAGAGCAACACGGCGGUACUCUCCAGCACCCUCACAUUCACGCCCAGACCCAUGCACAACGGGCAGCUCCUGGGCUGCAGGGUCUACUACCCCAACACCACACUGGUCUAUGAGAGGCUCAUCUCUCUGGACGUCAAGUAUGCUCCACGUUCUGUUUGGGUGAACGUGUCCUCUGAAGUGAUGGAGGGCAGCUCUGUGAUGCUGCACUGCGAGGUGGACAGUAACCCUCCUCCCAGGAUCUCCUGGAUGUUCGGAGACCAGGAGCUGUUGUGGGACACGGCGUCCAACGUCUCCCUCUCCCUGGACGAUGUGACGCCUGCGCAGGAGGGAAUCUACACCUGCGUUGGGGACAAUGGCUACGGCACCAUGAACACUUCACUGUACCUGGCUGUCAAGUACCCUCCCCGCGAGCCCCUUGUAAACGACUCUAUGACGGUACUAGAGGGAUCCUCGCUGGCCCUGCACUGUAGCACCCAGGGCAGCCCCCCAACCCUCACCUGGCUGAAGGACGAGCUGGUGGGGACCAUCACCGCCGACGAGCUGUCAGUGUUGGAGAUCGUAGAGAUCACACCGCAGGGAGACGGGCAGUACCGCUGCCUGGCCGAGAACGAGCACGGAAGAGCCAGUAGCUCCUUCAACAUCACUGUUGAGUAUGCCCCGGUCCUUCUGGAUGAGUCAAAGUGCACAGUGGUGAGGGAGGGUGUCCAGUGUGUCUGCAUCGCCACAGGAAACCCAGAACCCACCAUCGAGUUCUACCUGCCCGACCUGAACAUCACCAUCAAUGAAACAGACGGCCGGUACAACUUCUACACGCACACAGACGGACACACUUCCACGGGUAUGAUCAAGCUGCGGGAGAAAGGUGAGAGGGUCGACAACGGCGGCCCUGCCGUCAACGUCCACUGCAGCUUCUACAACAUGUACGGGAGAGAGAGCAUACACCUGGAGCUACAGCAAGAGAAAAAGUACAUGAUGGCAGUAAUAGUUGGCACCAUUGGAGGAGUGGCGGUCAUAGCCUUCAUCAUUGCAGCAGUGCGAUAUGUUGGCCACAAUAACAAGAAAGAGAAUGGCAACCCUAGGCAGGACGUGGUCCUGGAGAACCCAGCUUUGUACUACAGCGCAGUCAAGAAGGACAAACAAAAUCUGAGGAAGAAAGUGGGAGAAGACGGGGAUUAUCAACCUGUGGGCUCUAUGGCAGGACUGGAGAGGAAAGAGCUGAAUUACGCUGCUCUGGAGUUUAUCGGGGCCAGGUCCAGGGAGGGGGCCUCAGGGAGGGGGGAUGAUGGCAGCAACUACACGGAAAUCAAAGCCAAAUGAAUCGCGAUCCUUCCCUGAUCCCUCGACUAUGCGAGACGCAGUGGCAGCCCCAACACAUGUCCUGUCUCAUAAAACUGUGUAAUAACCCUCCUUCCUCUACUGGAUUCCAUCCUGCAUAUGACUCUUUUUUUCUCAUUUCUUCAGAUUUGUCACAUAUAAUGUUGAUGCCACUACUCCCUCCCAGCCUCAAGCUGCCCCUUCUCCAUAGGACUCCCCUUCACAUGCCAUCAUUUGGGAAAACUGGUACUUUUUUGGGUCGGAGCAUGACCAACUGGACAAUGUAAAAGGAAAUGUGUUAGCCUCAGUUGUAGUACAUGGGCUCUAAAACAUGCAGUGUUAACUAGCAACCACGUUUUUUGUUGCUUUCUCCAUGUUCUCCAUUGUGAUUGUCAAUGUUAUUGUCAAAAGACAGACAUCUGAGUGCUCGCAUCCGUCAUCACUAUUUGCUCUACAUCUGUGUAUUGUAACUGUCACUGUGUCUGCUGCCAGUCGAAGCAUCAGGGCAAGGAGUAACUGCGCUUUUUGUUCCCUUAUAUUUUUGUGUGUCUAUCAGCAGAGAGCAAACCUCUCUUCUCUCCUUCCUUUGGUUAAUUACAUCCCGAAAAGAUGAGUGACUGAGGCUAGAGAUGGAAACGCAUCUCAGCAUCUUAUUUACACGUAGUUGUAUUUAAUGUGUGCUGUGACUCGGUAGCCUCAAAAAAAAAUGAAGAAAUGUCACCAUCACUUUUGAUAAUAAUUGAAGAGGUUUUGUAAAUUGAAGUGGUACACUGUCCAGUUCUGAAAAAUGCCACAACUUCUUUCCAGUAUUUUCCAGUUAACUGUAGAAUGUGUUGAGAUUUUGGGUGAAUUUCCUUCAGUGUGGCCAAAAUGUCUGUCUCAUCUUCUACUUCUUCUCCUUAAAGCAUGGGUUCUAGCUCUCUGAUUGAUCUGGAAAGUACAGACCUAAAGCACAAUAUAUUUGAGCGUGAGUGGCAGAAGUGUUCUCUCAUUUAGACAAUGUGCGUGUUUGUAUGCGUGUGUGUGUUCGAAUUGUGCUGAAAGAUCAUUGAUCACUGGGGUCUUUGGGAAGUCCGAGCAUCACUUCACUUGAGAAGUUGAUGCUUUUUUCUCACAUGGUUGCAUCAGAUGUUUGAAUGACAAAAAGUGAUGCUGACUAGCCAGCUGGUUGUGCUAUUCAAAGACAUUUGAUGAACCUGUGAUGUAAUAUCAAAGCACACUAAUCGUCUAACUUGAUAAUGAUGGUGUCAAUAAUAUAUAUAUAUAUAUUAAUAAGACGUAUAUUGAUAGGGAAUGGAUGUCAGUAUGUACAGUAAAUACCCAACAUGCACUUCAAUUAUGGAUACAAGCCAGUGUGAGAAGUACAAACAUUUUAUCUCACACAUUUAUGUCACACAUCAUUCAAAUACAUUUGACUGAACAUUGUCUUAAUAUGAGCUUGGUGAAUAGUACCAACAUCAAACUAGUGUGCACUAUAGUCAAAGUCAAAUCUGAGGCUGUGUUUACAUGCAGGCUGUGACCUUCUUAUUGACUGUAAUUGAGGCUGAUUUAAAGUACAAUACCAGCUGUGUACUUUUCUAUUAACCCUUGAAAAGGAUCUACAGCAAAAGCAAAGCUACAGGGACUGAGCUGUCCAGACUCCUCCCAACCCACUGUAUUCCACAGUACCCACAAAGCAACCAAUAGCAUCUUUUUGUUAGGCCCUCCAUGCCUGGUAUUGGCCCAUGUCUUUCAAAACCCCAUGCGCCUUUUUUGUAACUCUGUAUUUUCUCAGACUUUACCAAGCAGAGUGGCAUUAUAGGAGGACAUUAUGCAACUGUUUUCACAUUCUGAGCUGUACUGUCCAUGACAAAUACCUGACCUUUAUGCCAGUAAGUCAGUGGAGUAUCCCUUUCAUUUAUGAGAAUAGUCUCAACCCCCCAAUGAAGCCAUCACUCUGCUUCUUCCGCUUUGAAUCACAUCUUGCACGUCCCACAUCUCUAUUUCUCUCACGACUCAUCGACACACUGCAGCCUUAACUUACUAACAUGGUCUGCCAUUUUAAAUAAGACAUUUAAUCGUUUGAUUGAUAUUUUAAAUGGGUCUACUCACUUUCAUUCAAUGUAGGGAAAAUGCAAAUAGAUAAUUACUGUGUAUUGUAUAUUGGAUUGUUUUAACAAUGUAAGUCAUAAUACAGCACUUGGCGUCUAAAUGAAUCAUGCUUAGAAGAUAGUGGCUGCAGUUUGACUUUAAACAUAAAUUAAGCAACUUGUCCUCUGAUUUUCUCCUCCUAAACAGACAUUGUAACUGUGUAUUUAUUGAUUUUGAUAGUGCUCAAGUGGAAACUAAAAUCUAGCUAGAGAUGUGCAAUGAUCUCUUCUUGAAGACUUAAAUUACUUUUGAUACACAUGCUCUGACUAAGGCUUUAUAAACGUAUGUUAUAAAACAACACUGCACUGUGGCAGUCUCAUUUAAAAUGAUUGAUUAAGUUCAUCAAGGCAGCAGUGUGUCUGAGAGCUGUUUCUAAUUGGUUUUACAAUCAGCAGUACAAAACACAGCAAAGGCUUCUCACUGUGGCAACUCCAUAUAUGGGUAGACUGUUCAUGGGCAGCGAUGGCAAUAUGAAAACAAAAUUGCACUAUGAGGAGUACUUCAGUUUAAGCUGUUCA
Perca flavescens (yellow perch) is the source of this 4652-nucleotide messenger RNA. Its product is annotated as myelin-associated glycoprotein-like. The record is from RefSeq and is a predicted model, not a curated record. Lineage: Eukaryota; Metazoa; Chordata; Actinopteri; Perciformes; Percidae. Gene Ontology annotation, cellular component: plasma membrane. Gene Ontology annotation, biological process: cell adhesion. Gene Ontology annotation, molecular function: sialic acid binding.